AGAAGAAGGGGGUGUGUAGCUAGGUUGCUAGCUGCCGCUAACUGCGAGCUGAAAGUUGAGCGUACUACUUUCACUUUCUGACGGCCGGGAGUACCCUCGCGGGGAUGACUAGGGCUUCCUGGAAAACGAAACCAGGCGCCGCCAUUGUUGUUCCUGACUCUCGUUAGAUCGUAGAUGUAGGUUAAAACUCUCUUUGGCGCCGUUAUUGACAACGCCGGUGACGUUAAACACGCAGGUCGCGUUAUUUCGCCAUCUAGCUGGCUAGCUAGCGAGCUUCAGCGCUAGCGCCCGCUAGCAUGAACGGCGGCGGAAGCAUGCAAAGUAAUGAUGAAAGGGGAGCGGAGAAACAAAUGGAUGACUACCUGAAGGGAUUGGAUUUGCAUCGGAAGAAGAUUGCCAAAGACGGCUCGUGCUUGUUUCGGGCUGUCGCCGAGCAGGUGCUGCACUGCCAGAGCCUUCACACUAGAGUCCGGGCCGAGUGUGUGGCGUUCCUGAAGGAGAACAGAGAGAGCUACGAGGCGUUUAUUGAAGGAGACUUCGAGGAAUACCUCGUCAAGCUCCAGGACCCGCAGCAAUGGGUGGGAGAGGUGGAGAUCAACGCGCUGGCCGUCAUGUACAGGAGGGAUUUCCUGAUCUUCCAGGAGCCCGGCAAACCAGCCGUCAACAUCACAGACAACAACUUCAAGGACAAGGUGCGGUUGUGUUUUCUGAACGGGAAUCACUACGACAGCGUUUACUCCAUCAGCCACGUGAAGGACGCCGCUCUCUGCCAGUCCAUCUUGUACGAGCUGCUGUACGACGACGUCUUCCGGGUGGAGCGCGGCGCUCUGAGCAUGUGCCAGCGGGUCGCCCGGGCCAACGAUCUCCUGAGCGACGACGGCAUGAACGCCUGCAACAGCAGCGACGAGUCCGACGUGGACCCCGCCGAGCCGCUCUGGGAGGACGUCGUGCCGAGCGCGGCGACUUCAAGACACACAAGUUACCGGGGCCGUGGCGGCCGUGGUCGUCUGUCCGAUCGUGUGAGACGUUCACUGAACCCGACUCUGUUCAGGAACAUAGAGUACGACGUCUGGCACAAGACCAAGAGAGCCCAACAGAAGAGGGACUACUUCAUCGCUGCUGGGAUGCAGUUCACCGUAGGAAACCGCUGCCAGGUGUGUGACACGUUCAGUGUCCUCAGGAAGUCCGUGAGCACGAUAGAAUCUGCGUUCGGUGUGACGGAGGCGGAGCGUUUGGCCAAAGAGGAGGAGGAGAGGAACGUGGCGCUGGUGGAGAUCCAGCUGAGGGAUGAACACAGCUUCCCCGCCCUCGGGAUGCAGAGUGACGGAGGGAAGAGGAAGGGAUCAGACAAGAGGAAACUCCAGAGAAACAAGACCCUCCCUCUAGUUUCUUUGCCAGAUCCUGGAGCUACUCAGACUGCAUCGCAGACCUUCCAGAGCCAGGCCUCGCUGUCGCAGAUUCAACCUCACAGGUCUCUGCCCCCAAACCAGAGCCCCGUCUCGGUUUCCCAGACCCAGCCUUCUCUGCUGCAAAAGACCCAGAACCUGACGCCCCAGAGGCAGAACGAGGCCCACUCCUGUUAUCAACAGCUCCAGCCUCAGUCCCACUCUGAAGUGGCCUCUCUGCCACAGACCCAGACGUCUGUUGUCCCGCCCUCCUUCCCUCAGUGCUCUAUCUCCCACCUCCACUCCCAGUACCCCUCACAGGCCCAGUCCCAGUACCCUACACAGGCCCAGUCCCAAUACCCUUCACAGGCCCAGUCCCAAUACCCUUCACAGGCCCAGUCCCAAUACUCUUCACAGUCCCAGUACCCUUCACAGUCCCAGUACCCCUCACAGACCCAGUCCGUGGUGGCCCAGGCCCAGUCCUCUCACUCCACUCCAGCAGCUUCGUACCCCCUCCCCUCCCAGACCUCAGUUCCUGUCCCGGCCUCUCUGCAGCCUCCUGUCACCCAUCCUCACCUCCACGUCCGGACGCCUCCUCACCCCUCCCAAGUCCCACAUCCCUCCCUCUCUCUCUCCACCUCCCAUCCCUCUCCCCGUACCCACUCCUCCAUCACUCAGAACCAAACGGAGGCCCCUCAGCCUCACCCCGAGUCUCCGGCUCACCCUCCUCCGCCCCCCGCUCACCACCCUCAGCUGCAGGCUGCUCCGCCCCAUCACCACCCGUCCAUCCCCGGAGCGGUCCCUCUGCAGCAGCUGUCCCAGCUCUACCAGGACCCCCUGUACCCCGGGUUCCCCCAGGGGGAGAAGGGCGAAGUCGCUCCGACUCCGACCUUCUCCUCCAGCAAAUCGGGGCAGGACCUGCCGCCAGAUCUCAACAUCUUGAAGUUUUUCUUCAACUUGGGUGUCAAGGCGUACUCCAUGCCCAUGUACCCCCCCUACAUGUACCUGCUCCCCCUGCAGCAGGCCCACACCUUACACCCCAAGCUCCCCUCCCGCUCCCCGUCCCCUCCCCCCCAGUACCCUCCCUCCAGGCACCAGGACGAGUACACCCCGUACCCUCCGACGUCCGCGUCAAUGCCUCCCCAGUACGACCACCAGGCCCUGCCCGCUGAGCCCCUGCAUCCCGGUGACCCCUCCUUUAAUCAGGCCGGGUACCCUGUCAAUCAGCCCCCAUCUCACAGGGUCUCCUGGCAACAGCACCAGAUGGCCCCUCCCAGAAACCCCAACUACUCGGUCGGAUACCAUAGCCAAAGUCCAUCGUAUCUGGCUUCCCCACCCUUGUCUCAGGGCUACCACCCUGGUCAGGCCCAGGGGCACCUGUACCCGCUGUACCCACCCUCCUCAAUGGGAUACCAGUCUUCGCCGAACCAUGAGGAGCUCCAGGGGGGCCAGGGGGCGCUGGAGCAGCGUCAGCCCACCAACGGGGACGCCAUGCCGGGCCGAGGCGCCGGUCUGGAGAGUCCUGCUGCUGCUGCUAACGUGGAUAAUGCUACCAACAACCGAACCGGGAUGGGACCUGGUUUCGCCCUCAAGAACGAACUGGGAGACAGUUCUACCAAAAUGGUGCUGCUGGUGGACCCCCCACUCAACAACACACCCAUUAUGAAGCUGGUUUCAAACACCGACGUCACGAAUGUUCCCAUGGCAACCAUGAAGCCCGGCAGCUGCCCCGCCUCGCCGACGCCGUACGACAUCGUCUCCAAGACGGCCGUCCACGGUGGCGACAGCAGCCCCGGCCGCGGUUACCGGGGCCAUCGAAAACAACCCAAUCACGCCGGCGCGUACGUCUCGCUGGCGCCGUCGGACGGUUACCUGGCGACCGUUGCCAUGGCGGACUCCCUGUCCGUGGGCUGCAGCACGGAGGACGACUGGGAGGAGUCGCCGGGGUUCAGACCGCCGACCUUUAACCCCAGAGGGCAAAGGAAGGGCUACAGAGGCGGGAGAGGGAGGGGGGGCCAUGAUUCAGGGAGGGGAGCCCACAGACGGAGGCAAGGAGGUGAGGCGGGGGCGGGGCUAAACUACGUGCAGUUUAACUCCUCCCACAGGGGGAGGGGCCGGGAGAGAGGAUACUAGCUCCCAGCCAAUAAGAUUAGAGGACACUGGAAGAGGAUUUGUUUUUGUUUUUUUUCUCCUUGCUGGGAGUUAGAUGAGAAUAUUUGAAUCAAUCGUAUGUCUGGAUGCUAAAUAUGAAGCUACAGCUAGCAGCGACUUAGCUUAGCA
Molecule: messenger RNA, 3665 nt
Organism: Etheostoma cragini (Arkansas darter)
Lineage: Eukaryota; Metazoa; Chordata; Actinopteri; Perciformes; Percidae
Gene: otud4
Product: OTU deubiquitinase 4
Exons: 17
Coding region: 297-3518 (1073 amino acids)
Biological process (GO): negative regulation of interleukin-1-mediated signaling pathway; negative regulation of toll-like receptor signaling pathway; regulation of protein K48-linked deubiquitination
Molecular function (GO): cysteine-type deubiquitinase activity; K63-linked deubiquitinase activity
Source: RefSeq, a predicted model, not a curated record